Molecule: messenger RNA, 435 nt
Organism: Caenorhabditis remanei
Lineage: Eukaryota; Metazoa; Nematoda; Chromadorea; Rhabditida; Rhabditidae
Exons: 5
Coding region: 1-435 (144 amino acids)
Source: RefSeq, a predicted model, not a curated record
AUGUCUGGAACCGACAUGCCCUACACUUUCGAUCAAGACCCAUUAGACAUGGACACAAGUAGUGAAGUAGUUUAUCCAAAAGUAGGCGGCUAUGGAGGCACAAGUCACCAGAGGUCAGGAUCAACAUCUGCGCCGAAAGCAAAAAAAGUGGUGUCCAUCAAUCCGUCAGACACUAAAAAGUCAACACAGUUACUGAAAACAAGAAACUACUCUACAUCAAAUGCAGUCGACAACGAACUAACCCCACUCCUACAUCCAUCUGUUUCUCUACCUACGGUUGUGGGCUAUGACGGAUUCAGUGAGGAUUAUCAACCUGGUCAUACUGCGACUACCACUCGAUCAGAGAUUGGCCAACAAGAACUUGCACGAAAGAAGCGACGUCGGCCGAGAUACAACACACUUCAGGCAGCGAACAGAAGAAAGAAGCCAAGGUGA